Messenger RNA from Phacochoerus africanus (Common warthog), 2536 nucleotides. RefSeq names its product monoamine oxidase B (gene MAOB). The coding region runs from base 124 to 1686 and encodes 520 amino acids. The transcript is spliced from 15 exons. NCBI's taxonomy places the organism in Eukaryota, Metazoa, Chordata, Mammalia, Artiodactyla, Suidae. Gene Ontology annotation, molecular function: oxidoreductase activity. The record is from RefSeq and is a predicted model, not a curated record.
UGGGCGGGCAAUAUAGCCGCUUGGCGGAGGCGCGAGCGCGCGGGGGCAGCGCAGCGGGCAGGGGCCGAGAUCCAGACACCCGAGCAGCUGGCCACCGGGGCGGCCCGGAGAAGGGCGAGCACCAUGAGCAGCAAGUGCGACGUGGUCGUGGUGGGGGGCGGCAUCUCAGGUAUGGCAGCAGCCAAACUUCUGCAUGACUCUGGCCUGAGUGUGAUUGUUCUGGAAGCCCGGGACCGCGUGGGAGGCAGGACUUACACCGUCAGGAACCAACAAGUUAAAUAUGUGGACCUUGGAGGAGCUUAUGUUGGGCCAACUCAGAAUCGCAUCUUAAGAUUGUCCAAGGAGCUAGGAUUGGAGACCUACAAAGUGAAUGAAGUGGAGCGUCUGAUUCACUAUGUAAAGGGCAAAUCCUACCCCUUCAGGGGCCCAUUACCACCUGUGAGGAAUCCGAUUACCUUCCUAGAUCUUAACAACCUUUGGAGGACGGUGGAUGACAUGGGACGAGAGAUUCCCAGUGAUGCCCCAUGGAAGGCGCCCCUUGCAGAACAGUGGGACCAGAUGACAAUGAAGGAGCUGUUGGACAAGCUCUGCUGGACUGAAUCUUCGAAGCAGCUGGCCACCCUUUUUGUGAACCUGUGUGUCACCGCGGAGACCCAUGAGGUCUCUGCUCUCUGGUUCCUGUGGUAUGUGAAGCAGUGUGGAGGCACCACCAGGAUCAUCUCAACAACCAACGGAGGGCAGGAGAGGAAAUUUGUGGGCGGAUCUGGUCAAGUGACUGAGCGGAUAAAGGACCUCCUUGGAGACCGAGUGAAGCUGGAGAGGCCUGUGGUCCACAUUGACCAGACAGGAGAAAAUGUCCUCGUGGAGACCCUAAACCACGAGGUGUACGAGGCUAAGUAUGUGAUUAGCGCCAUUCCUCCUGUCCUGGGCAUGAAGAUUCAUUUCAGUCCCCCUCUGCCAAUGAUGAGAAACCAGCUCAUCACUCGUGUACCUCUGGGCUCUGUCAUCAAGUGUAUAGUUUAUUACAAAGAGCCCUUCUGGAGGCAUAAGGAUUACUGUGGAAGCAUGAUUAUUGAAGGAGAGGAAGCUCCAAUCGCCUACACGUUGGAUGAUUCCAAGCCUGAUGGCAGCUGUGCCGCCAUCAUAGGAUUUAUCCUUGCCCACAAAGCCAGAAAACUGGCCCGUCUUACCAAAGAAGAAAGGCUGAAGAAACUUUGCGACCUCUAUGCAAAAGUUCUGGGUUCAAAAGAAGCUUUGAACCCCGUGCACUAUGAAGAGAAGAACUGGUGUGAGGAGCAGUACUCGGGGGGCUGUUACACGACCUACUUCCCCCCUGGGAUCAUGACUCAGUAUGGAAGGGUUCUACGCCAGCCAGUCGGCAGGAUUUAUUUCGCCGGCACGGAGACUGCCACGCACUGGAGUGGCUACAUGGAGGGGGCCGUGGAGGCCGGAGAGAGAGCGGCCCGAGAGAUCCUGCAUGCCAUGGGAAAGAUCCCAGAAGAUGAAAUCUGGCAGUCUGAACCAGAGUCCGUGGAUGUGCCUGCGAAGCCCAUUACCACGACCUUCUUGGAGAGACACUUGCCCUCGGUGCCCGGCCUGCUGAGGCUGAUUGGAUUGACCGCCAUCUUUUCAGCCACUGCUCUCGGCUACCUGGCCCACAAAAGGGGGCUACUCGUGCGGGUCUGAAGGGAGGGCCUCUGUAACCACACCCUCUCACCCUCCUCUUAUUCUGUGUGGUGUGUGGGGAAGGAGUUGUAAUAACGUUGCAUGAAGACCCAAAGAAUGUAGACUAAGGUGGGAGCGUGAGAUGAGGCCGACUUCCGGUCGCAGGAAACCCCGUCUCUCAUUCUCCAUUUUGAUUCCCGCGUAGUAUCUCUUCCGUCGCUUAGCGCUCUGUCUCUCUCCUUCCCAGGUUUACUGGCCCGCGAAUCUUUAUAGUCGUUAAACAGGCUUGUUAAAGGUCCUUGCUCUCCUACAAUAUACCUUGCCCAUGCACAAAAAUCUCCUUUUUUCCCACCCCUGUGGCUUUAUGCUUACCCUUCCGCUUGGCUGUCGUGUCCACAUCUUCCAAGUUCUGUGCAUUGGUCCUUAGACUUCUGUGUUGUUACAGUUGCAAGACCUUAGAGACCACCUCGUCCUUUUUUCUAUUUUAGAGUUGAGCCAACUGAAGCUGAGGGAGAUGGAAUGUAAUUGCCCAGUGUCCACAAUAAGCCACUGGUACUUGGGGCCCUAGAUCAUGGGUCCCUUGCUUUUCCCACCUCCCAGGAUGAAUUUCCCAAUCACUUUCCUCCACUCCCUGCUGUGGUUGUUGGUGGUGUCCCCUUGCGUGGUUUGCUCUGUGCUAAAUUGUUUCGGUUUAUUCAGAUGCGACUCUUUCCCUUACUAUCUCGUGUACUGUGUCUUCAGCUCAUUUUAAUUUGGGGGGUAGGAGGUUGGGUAAGAAUCUUGUCUUUUCUUCCAUUUGUGUCCUCCAUUGUAUCUGGAUACAAAGGUUGGUAUACAUUUGGGUAAUUAAAAAUAAAGUUGAUUGACCGGA